Molecule: messenger RNA, 659 nt
Organism: Pogonomyrmex barbatus (red harvester ant)
Lineage: Eukaryota; Metazoa; Arthropoda; Insecta; Hymenoptera; Formicidae
Product: allergen Tha p 1-like
Source: RefSeq, a predicted model, not a curated record
AAGGAGAUGAAACGAUGAUCGCUCAUCUAGUGUUUCAGGUGCUGCAAGCAAUUAUACAGUGGAAACGAUGGCUCGGCUAAAUCAUAUCGCAGUGACCAUCGCUAUGAGCGUAUUGAUAUGCGUUCUCGCAGAAGAACUUUACUCUGACAGAUUCGAUGAUAUAGAUGUCUUAAGUAUCCUCCAAAACAAGGAAAUGCGAAAGGGAUAUUACAACUGCUUUAUGAAACUAGCACCAUGCACAAGUCCAGAACAGAUAGAGCUAACAGGAACGUUCAGCGAAGCUUACCAAACCAAAUGCAAGAAAUGUACCGAAAAGCAAAAGAAAAGAAUGCAAGUGAUAGAAGAGUGGUAUGUAAACAAUGAACCUGAUGAAUGGAAAUUAAUAAUUGAGAAGACUGUAGAGAAUAUGAAGAAUGCUGGUCAGUAACUGGUAACAAACCGAUGAAUUUCUAAUGGAUUUCUUGCUGCAGGCUAUAAGUGGAUUUUUCUAAUUUAAUCGAUGCAAAUAUAAUAAUUUACAUUAUUUAAAAUGUAAUAUAAAUAUUUGUUAUAGCAUCUAACAGGAUUGAAGGAUUAAUUUUUUUUUAAAUUUAUCUUGAUUUGCAUGUAAUUUGUAUUAUGUUUGAACAGAAAUAUAUUGUUACAGAAAAAUAAAUAAA